UCCAUUUUCCCGCAGCAAAUUGGCCCCGGUUUCGUUUGUUGAUGGCUCAAAUGUGAAGGGCGUGAUUGCCUCCUUGUGAAACGGUCUAAAAACACACCUCAAUCAGUCGCCAUUGCCGAAGAAAACCAACUCAAAGACCAUGAGUUAUUGGGAGCAACAGUACCAAUGCAAAGAUGACCCAAAACCGUCGUCUUCCAGGCGCGAUCACCGGUCAGAUCGCUCACAAACGAGCUAUCAAGAAGCAUCCAAAAAGCGACCCCGUUCACCAUCUCCGCCAAAAGUUGCCCCACCCGGUCUCAGCUACUGGGAGCAAAGUUAUCCCACGGAUUCGUCCAGCGCUGACUAUCGGACACCGUCCCGUGUGAAGAGUGAAAGCCAGUCGAGCUCACGAUCAUCUCGCCGCAGGCAGCGAUCGCGUUCUAGAUCUCCCGAUCGCGAUGCGAUCAAGAGUGAAUCUUUUGAGAGAGGUUCCGGGAGUAGUUCGGGAUCGCGUCGGAGGUCUCGAUCUCCGAAGGUGGAAGCAAGCUAUUGGGGGCAGAGCUCGCAGCUUGCUGCCGUGAAGAGUCGGGAACGAUCGCCGAGUCCCUCAUCGAGGCGAAGAUCGCCACCGAAAGAGGUGGAGCAAACUAAUUUGGUAGAUUUCUCCUUCCUGGACCACAAAGCGGCGCUGAAUCGAGUUCUGCUUGGGUACUGCAGUCGGGAUCAGAUUGUGUGCGAUCAACACGACUUCUGGUUGUUUGUCAACAAGUAUGAGGCUUUGCUAAAAAAGUCCGGACAGUGCAUUCUGCCGGAACCGGUAGAUGCGAGGGAGUUGCGAUCGGGAGACGUCAUUGAGGGACGGUAUAGUAAGGCGUUCAGUACGGCGUUGACGUUGACAGUGCCGUUCGAGGAGUUGUUCAGCAGGUUGCAACACUUUGAUCAGAGUGGGAAGAUCGGUGAGCUGAAGUUGCGACAGUUUCUGCAGAUUGUGGUUCACUACUUGGACUUUCGGCAGAAGGAACGGUUUAACAAGUUGAGGAAGUUGCGGCGAGCGCAAGCGAAUCUGCCGGUAGCGAAGCAUCGGGAUGAGAUCGUUGCAGCGGUGCAGAAUGAACGGGUUGUGAUCUUGGCUGGGGAUACCGGCUGCGGGAAGAGUACCCAGGUGCCGCAGUAUCUGUUCCAUGCCGGGUUUGACAAAAUCGCUUGCACUCAACCGAGGAGGAUCGCGUGUAUUUCGCUGGCGAAGCGAGUUGCGCAUGAGAUGUUGUGCGAGUACGGAACUCAGGUCGGGUAUCAGAUCCGGUUCGAGCGGAGUAAGAGUCAGCAGACGAACAUCUUGUUCAUUACGGAGGGUUUACUGUUGAGACAGUUGUCUACCGAGGAGAAGCUAUCGCAGUAUUCAGUGAUUCUGCUGGACGAGGUCCACGAGCGUCACCUGCAUGGAGACUUUCUUCUGGGGAUCACUAAGUGUCUGAUAAGAGCCCGGCCGGACCUGAAGCUGGUACUUAUGUCAGCCACGAUCAACAUCAAGCUGUUCGGGGACUACUUUGCCGAUGAGAAGGCUCAGAUCAUCGAAGUUCCGGGAAGGUUGUUCCCCAUCAAGCUGCACUACAUGCCUCAGAUUCAGGACGUGUCCCUGUUGAGUGCUGGUACGAGCAAGAAAUCCAAGACAAGUGAUCGCAUCAGUCCCGAUCCGUACCUCCAGAUCAUGCAGCUGAUCGAUCAAAAGUAUCCACCAACCGAGAAGGGUGACGUGCUGAUAUUCCUCAGUGGCCUCAACGAAAUCACCACGAUCGUGGACGCCGCCAAAGAGUACGCUGAGAAGAACAAAAACUGGAUCAUUCUCCCGCUGCACAGUACGCUCUCGAUCGCCGAGCAGGACAAGGUGUUCGACUACGCGCCAGAUGGCAGUCGCAAAUGCAUCAUCUCGACCAACAUUGCGGAAACGUCGGUAACGAUCGACGGGAUUCGCUUCGUGAUCGAUUCCGGCAAGGUGAAGGAGAUGAGCUACGAUCCGACCACGAAGAUGCAGCGCCUGAAGGAGUUCUGGAUAUCGAAGGCUUCCUCGGAGCAGCGGAAGGGUCGUGCUGGGCGAACGGGUCCGGGCAUUUGCUACCGGCUGUACUCGGAGAAACAGUUUCAGGACUUUGAGGCGUACACGACGGCGGAGAUACUGAAGGUUCCGCUGGAGUCGCUGCUGCUGCAGAUGAUAUCGAUGGGGUUGCCGAACUCGCGGAUGUUCCCGUUCGUGGAGCCGCCUCCGGCGGACAACAUCGAGAACGCCAUUAUGAACUUGAAGCAUCAUGAAGCGCUGACCAACGAUGAGAAGCUGACGCCGCUGGGCAAGGCACUGGCACGGAUUCCGGUGGACAUCAGCAUCGGGAAGAUGCUGCUGAUGGGUUGCGUGUUCCAGCAGCUUCAGCCGGUGCUGACGCUGGCCGCCGCGUUGAGCGUGCAGUCUCCGUUUACGAAUCGAGCGUAUCGAGAGCCGGAGUGUGAGCGCGCCCGCAAAACCCUCGAAUCGGACCACGGCGAUCCGAUCACGCUGCUGAACGCGUACAAGGAGUGGCUCGAGCUGAAGCAGUGCCGGGUGGACUACCGGAGGGGGGACGAUCAGCGCGAAAACACCAAGAGCUGGUGCCGUCGGCGCGGCCUCGAGGAGCAGCGGUUCUACGAGAUAACCAAGCUGCGUCGGCAGUUCCAGGAUCUGCUGCAGGACUGCGGACUGAUGGAGGCGGCCGGCGAGGAGAACUUGACCAGUUCGGAGCGGGCCAUUCGGCACGGUGAGUUGAAGCAGCUGAAGGAACUGCGGAAGGCGCACCGGAUGGAAGCGCCCCGGAAGCGGCAGCUGCUGAAGUCGGAUCCGUGGGGUUUGGAGGAGGGAGAGGAGGACGAUGGGAAGGUUGAUAUUAGGGAUGUGGAGUUCCGGCUGAGUCACGAUUCGUCCAAGCUGGAUGAGUUGGUUUCGGGGGCUACGGCGUGUAGUUACAGAGAUCUAAUGACGCUGAAGCUGAUCCUGGUUGGUGGAUUGUAUCCACAGGUUGCCAUCGCAGAUGACUACAACUAUUGCAAGGGUCCAACGGAGCAGUUCUUCCACACCAAUGCGAAACCAUACGCCACGCUCCACCCGAUGGGCUACUUUGGCAACAACCACCAGAUUCUUCAGCUGGACGAGCACGACAUCAUCGAAAAGGCCGGACUGUACAAAUCUCGCCAGCCGCUCAGCUCGCGCCACCAGCUACUCUGCUACCUAACGCUGCUCGAAACAAACAAAACCUACCUCAUGAACACGCUCCGGAUGCCGGCAGCGCAAACACUUCUCCUGUUCGCCCACACGAUCGAUACCAACCUGACCUUCUCCCGGAUCAUCUGUGACUCGUGGCUGUGCGUGGACUUCCCCUCCCCCGAAAGUGGCCAACAGCUGCUGCUGAAGGCAUCCAACCUGCGUCGGCUGUGGAACCGGAUGCUGGCGGAGAAGUUGAAGGUCCUCACGCAAACGGCGGACUCCGAGCUAACGAAGGAGGAACGGGGGAAAACGGUCGAGCAGAUGAACUACGAGCUGUGGGCUGAGUUGGCGCAGUUUAUGAACACCGAGGUGUGCUACACGGUCAGGCGGAUGCUGCCGGCGGAUGUGAAAACCAUGUAUAAAGGGCCGUCGUUUGGGGAGGAAACGAUCGAGGUGGAUCCGAACCCGUUUGCGGAGGAGUUCGUUGCGGUGGCGAACGAGGCCAAAGGAGGGGUGCACAUCACGGAGAAUAUCGUGUACGGGUGCAUUACCGAAACGGAGUGGAGCCUAGCCAUGUAUGACGAGAUUGUUUCCACCGACUGGGAAUGCCCGAAUUGUAACUGCUCGUACAACAUCACCGGUCUGCAGAAGUUGCAGCACAAAAUGGUUUGUGUACAAAUUUCUGCCCAAUCAGAGCCAGAACCAGCUACCCCGAUGACCAGUGACCAACAGAAACCCAACUCUAAGCGUCUCGAUUGUCCCGUCUGUGAAAAGACACUGUAUCUUUCGGCGAUUGAAGUGCUGAAACAUCGUAAGGCAUGCACGAAAUCCGUAAAACAAGAAAAGAUCGAUUAGGGUGAGUAUUGGCGUGGAAUGUGUGUGUUUAUUGCUAUACAUUUAUACCAUAAUAGAUCUUUAUUGUUGAAUCACAUAAAA
Molecule: messenger RNA, 4141 nt
Organism: Culex pipiens pallens (northern house mosquito)
Lineage: Eukaryota; Metazoa; Arthropoda; Insecta; Diptera; Culicidae
Product: probable ATP-dependent RNA helicase DHX34
Exons: 7
Coding region: 140-4060 (1306 amino acids)
Biological process (GO): nuclear-transcribed mRNA catabolic process, nonsense-mediated decay
Cellular component (GO): intracellular anatomical structure
Molecular function (GO): ATP binding; RNA binding
Source: RefSeq, a predicted model, not a curated record